UCAUCCAUCACUACUAAAUUGAAUGUGCAACAGAAGAUACCACACCAUAGCUCAGUGGCGCUUCAAUGAUGUUGCAGGGGAAGGCGAUUAUGGGAUGGUAAAGGCAGGAGGGUAAACAAUCCUCGCUUCAUCGUGAUCCUUUCACACAGGUAGUGUCAUGCCAGUCAUUAUUUGUUGGUACUCUGAACUGGUCAUCGUUCUUGUAUUGUGACGGUAUCUGGAGUAGUAAAUUAAUAAUUAACAGUUUGCAAAAAAAUAUUUGUUGACACUGAUGUAUAAGAGCUGAUAGCUGUACUGUUACUGUGCAUAAACACAUUUGAUACAAUCACAUCAAAUACCGUGAAUUUUAUUGUUUUUCACGAUUGCUUGAGAUUAUAGAAUUAUCUGGAUUCAAUUAGCCAAAAUGAGUAAAGUUUUGAACGAGGUUUGUGAUAUGUUGGACACAUACACUGGGCGGGAUAAGAUUGUCAGAACACUUUGUUAUACCACGAAACUUGCAUCUGGGCUGUAUGCGGGCAAAGAUGCUGAUUUUGCCAAGAAAUUGGCCAUUUUCAGCUCCAAAAUGUCACAAACGAGAGCUACACUACGACUUUUCGAUGACUUGCCCAUGCUUAGCUAUUCACUCAGCUACGGAAUCGGAAAUAAGGAACCAGACAGAAUAAUGGGCCUUAUUGGUUUCAUUACCAAUAUCAUCGAUCACGUGUACUAUCCAGUUGAUAAAAUAUGCUGGAUGAUUGAAUACAAAUUACUCAAUGUUGAAAACCCUACAAAAUGGGAUACUGCGAAUUCCAUCUUUUGGGUGGCAUCGAUAUACCUGAACCUAAUGAAGACAAUCCGAAGUUACACCGUCAUGGAGCAACAUAAAACACACAUCAACAAGCCGGAAAAUGAAUCAAGCCAAGCAGUGAAACUGCUACUGAUAAAACAACGAAUGGAACUAAUCUCCAUCGUGAGGCUUACGCUUGACUUGGUGCACGCCGGAAGCACACUGCCGAAAGGAAUGCUGUGGGGUGGAAAGUUCGAAUCCUGGCACAUAGGAAUGAUUGGAACGAUCUCCUCGUUUAUUGGACUAUACCAGUACUUUGCAAAGAAACGAAUCAUAAGUAAAAGCUCUUAGUGUAUGGGACUUUUUUUUAGAGAGUGGAAGAAGUUUGGAUUGUAAAAUGUUGUUUUCUAGGAAUGAUACUAAACUAACAAAAAUGA
Armigeres subalbatus is the source of this 1203-nucleotide messenger RNA. It is a transcript of the gene Pex11c, whose product is annotated as peroxisomal membrane protein 11C. NCBI's taxonomy places the organism in Eukaryota, Metazoa, Arthropoda, Insecta, Diptera, Culicidae. Gene Ontology annotation, biological process: peroxisome fission. The transcript has 5 exons. Bases 404 to 1117 code for a protein of 237 amino acids. Gene Ontology annotation, cellular component: peroxisomal membrane. The record is from RefSeq and is a predicted model, not a curated record.